AUGGAUCUCUUCAGUUGCGGGUGCAUUAAGGCACUGAACAGCCACGUGCAAGCCCUCAUAGGGGCUUGCCCGUUCGUCCAGCUCGCAGCGACGACGCUCGGCCUCGCUCUCCUCUGCUGUGUGUCGCUGGCGCUUAUGCGCCGAGGCUUCAAGAUCCUGUUCACCCGGAAAUUCCAACUCGACAAAUUCGGCGAGUGGGCUGUGGUAACCGGUGCCACAGACGGCAUCGGCAAGGCGAUGGCAAUCCAGAUGGCCAAGAAGGGCAUGAAAAUUUUCCUCAUUUCGAGAAACGAGGAGCGUCUCCGACAGACGGAACAGGACCUUCAAGCGGCUGUCCCUGCCUUGAGAGGAGUGAAGAGUUUCGCAGUGGAUUUCUCUGAGGGCUCGACAGAAAGUCUCUUCCAGAAAUUGGAUGCGGCACUGAAGAACCUCGACGUGGGAAUUCUCGUCAACAACGUCGGCGUCAGUUAUCCGCAUGCAAUGUUUUACGACGAGCUAGAUCUGGAGACUCUCGAUCAGCUUAUCAAUGUCAAUGUCAGGUCUACACUGGUGACGACCCGGGUGCUGUACCCAGGCAUGGUCAGUCGCAGACGGGGCGCCAUCAUUUGUGUGGGGAGUGGAGCUUCGGAGAUCGCUAGCGAUCCUCUCUAUUGCGCCUACUCGGCAACAAAAGGUGCGGCAGAGGCUUUCUGCCGUUCUCUCCAGCCGGAAUGUGCUAGCAAAAACAUUUUGGUUCAGUGCCAUGUGCCGCUCUUGGUCACGACGAAACUGUCCAAAAUGCGCAAGACGAACCUGAUGACCCCCAGCACCGAGAAAUACGCGAAAGCCGCUGUGGCAGCCAUUGAGAACGGGAGCCUGCGUGGCCCGACAACCAUUUCCCCUUACUGCGUCCAUCGCUGCAUUAUUUGGCUGUCCAACGCCGUUCCUCGGAGGAUCUGGGAGGCCGCCUACCUGCCUCGGUGUCUGUCUAUUCGCAAACGCGCGCUGAAAAAGAAGGAACAGCAAGCGGAGGCUAAGAAGGACAUGUAA
This is a messenger RNA of Toxoplasma gondii ME49, 1029 nucleotides long. RefSeq names its product 3-ketoacyl-CoA reductase, putative. Lineage: Eukaryota; Apicomplexa; Conoidasida; Eucoccidiorida; Sarcocystidae. Gene Ontology annotation, molecular function: oxidoreductase activity. The transcript is spliced from 8 exons. The coding region runs from base 1 to 1029 and encodes 342 amino acids. The record is from RefSeq and is a predicted model, not a curated record.